Molecule: messenger RNA, 1008 nt
Organism: Penicillium nucicola
Lineage: Eukaryota; Fungi; Ascomycota; Eurotiomycetes; Eurotiales; Aspergillaceae
Product: Fumarate lyase
Exons: 3
Coding region: 1-1008 (335 amino acids)
Molecular function (GO): catalytic activity
Source: RefSeq, a predicted model, not a curated record
AUGGCAGUCUCCGCUCUCGACUCCCGUAUCUUCCGGAACCUCUUCGGCACACAAGAGAUCCGCGACGUGUUCACAGACAAAGCAUAUGUAAAAUGCUUAAUUGAAGUGGAGGCAGCACUGGCUCGCGCAGAAGCAAUAGUCGGCCAGAUGCAGGAGAGGAAAUCACCAAAAUUUUAUCUAACCUUGAACUUGAAACGACUCACCGAGAUCAAGGAGCGUUGCUUGCUUGUUCAGUUUGGCGGUGCCGUUGGGACCAUCGCGUCACUUGGAUCUGAUGAAAUGGGCCUUAAGGUACGGGAACAGCUUGCCACAGAGCUUGGCCUUAAGAACCCAGAUAUCAGCUGGCAUGUUGCCCGGGAUAAUAUUGCUGAGAUAUUGAACACAUUGGCUCUUGUGGGCGGUACACUAGGAAAAAUUGCGUUGGAUAUUAUGAUCAUGUCGUCCAACGAAUUUGACGAAGUGUCCGAGCCUUUCGUUCCCCAUCGCGGAGCCUCUUCAACUAUGCCACAAAAGCGCAAUCCUAUUUCAAGCGAAGUCAUCCUUGCUGCGUCCAAAAUGCUGCGAGUAAAUGCCUCCUUGGGCUUGGAUGCAUUGAUUACCGAUUUUGAGCGUGCGUCUGGCCCCUGGCAUCUUGAGUGGGUGGCAGUCCCCGAUUCCUUCGUGACAGCAGUAGGAGCUUUGCACCAGACAAACUUUGUUCUUCGUGGAUUGGUCGUAAAGACUGACUCCAUGAAACGCAAUUUGCAUUCCACAAAGGGGUUGAUCGUGGGUGAAGCUGUGAUGAUGGACUUGGCGCCAUGCCUCGGUCGACAGAAUGCUCACGAUCUGGUUUACGAGGCUUGCAAGUCUGCUAUUGAGAACAACCGCACCCUGUUAGAUGUUUUGCAGGGGACACCUGCUUUGGAUGGUAUCAUAAGUUCAGAGAAGUUGGCGAAUCUUUGCGAUCCUCUUCAGUACAUGGGGGCGAGUCAGAUGAUGGUGGAUCAAUUAGUCCAGCGUGCUGGAUAA